Messenger RNA from Caenorhabditis briggsae, 2007 nucleotides. Lineage: Eukaryota; Metazoa; Nematoda; Chromadorea; Rhabditida; Rhabditidae. The coding region runs from base 1 to 2007 and encodes 668 amino acids. The transcript is spliced from 14 exons. Gene Ontology annotation, molecular function: protein binding. The record is from RefSeq and is a predicted model, not a curated record.
AUGGCUUCCAUACAGCUCUCGGCUCUUUACCGGAUUAUUCCAACAUGUCAGCACAAACUACUUCCGGAGACGAUUGCCCUUCAACGAGUGCAUGGUAUCCAAUCUUCGAAGUUCCCGAGCCCUACUCCUUUGCACCAACAAGUCUUUGACAAUCAAGCUUCAACCAGCUCACAGAUGACUGAAAAAGAAUUCACUCUGAAACAUAUAUUCACUGAUGUUGAGAAAUUCCAGCAAAAUCACUAUCUCUGUAGUCCACGAGAAGACCAUUUUGGUAUCGGAUGGAAAAUAAAUAUUGAAAAAAGAAACGAACACCUCGGAAUUUUCUUACACACAAAUGUGACGGGAAAUCAAGAAAUUCACAUUAAUUUUAUCCUGAGAAUAUUCUCGAAAAACCGGGAAAAAAAUCAUUCAAAUUCUGGGAGUGAUUUAUUCAAAAAUAAUGGGUACGACUGGGAUAAUUGGGGUAAGGACAAAUUCAUUGAAUGGAGAACUUUGGAAGAUGAAUAUCUGGAUGAUGGAAAAUUGGAAGUGGAAGUUCAUGUGAAAAUAAAUAAAAUGGUUGGCUUUCCGAGAGAAGAAUUAAGAAGCUUUGGGGAGGACAUGAAACAAUUCUCCGAUGUUACAUUGAAAGUAAAAGAGCGGAAAUUCUAUAUUUCGAAGUUGUACCUCUCCUCUCAUUCUCCAUAUUUUGCAACUUUAUUUUUGGGAAGAUUUCAAGAAUCUGAAAAAUCAGAAAUCGAAUUAAAAGAUGUCAAUCCUCAAGACUUCCAAUACUAUCUUGAAGUUCUACACUUAGAAAAUGGAAUUGAUGAUGAUACUGUCCAAGGAAUUUUAUCAGUGGCUUAUUUGUUCGACACUCCUAAAAUUGUCAAAAAAUGUGAAGAAUUUUUGGUCAAGGAAUCAAAAAAGGGAUUGAAAGAAAAGUUGGAAAUGGCUGGAAGUUACAGGUUGGAAGAACUGAAAAUGACUGAAAGAGAAUUCACUCUGAAACAUAUAUUCACUGAUGUUGAGAAAAUCGAGCAAUAUCAAAGUCUCUUUAGUCCAGAAAAAGAAAAUUUUGGAGUCAAAUGGAAAAUAAGAAUUCAAAAAUGGAACGAACACCUCGUAAUGUAUUUAUACACAAAUGUGACAGGAAAUCAAGAAAUUCACACUAAUUGUAUCCUGAGAAUAUUCUCGAAAAACCGGGAAAAAAAUCAUUCAAAGUCUUCGAGCAAUCCACGCAAUCAUUUUCAUGGUGGGCUCCAUGGUUGGCUCCAUUGGGGUUGGGAGAAAUUCAUUGAAUGGAGAACUUUGGAAGAUGAAUAUCUGGAUGGUGGAAAAUUGGAAGUGGAAGUUCAUGUGAAAAUAAAUAAAAUGGUUGGCUUUCCGGAAGAAACGAAUGAAUUUCCCAGAAAAGAUUUAAGAAGUUUCGGAGAGGAUAUGAAACAAUUCUCCGAUGUUACAUUGAAAGUAAAAGAGCGGAAAUUCUAUAUUUCGAAGUUGUACCUCUCCUCUCAUUCUCCAUAUUUUGCAACUUUAUUUUUGGGAAGAUUUCAAGAAUCUGAAAAAUCAGAAAUCGAAUUAAAAGAUGUCAAUCCUCAAGACUUCCAAUACUAUCUUGAAGUUCUACAUCUAGAAAAUGCAAUUGACGAUGAUACUGUCCAAGGAAUUUUAUCAGUGGCUGAUAUGUUCGACACUCCUAAAAUUGUCAAAAAAUGUGAAGAAUUUUUGGUCAAGGAAUCAAAAAAGGGAUUGAAAAGAAAGCUGGAGUUGGCUGGAAAUUAUAGAAUGGAGGGACUGAAAAUUUUCAAUUUUGGUCUUUUGGAAUCCUAUGUGAACUUCUACAAUGCAACUCUCACUUGUCCGGAUUUUUUUAAAUGUCUUGGUUAUUUCGGUCCACGCCAUGCUAACCAUGUGCCUCCAGGCAUGUCAAUUCCACAUUGUGGGACAUCCAACGUAGAGUGUGAUCCGCUGCCUAUGCAACGAUGUUUGUGCAAACGAGACGGAUGCCUUAUACGGUCGAUAUAA